AAAGAAAACCUGAAGGAAAAAAAAAUCUCUCUCUCCCGCUCACAACAAGAUCAGCCAUGGCGGAGCCCGAUCAGAUCUCGAGGAAGAGGAUGCGAAUGUCGUCUUCCUUCGCUCAGAAUCCAACAAUAAGUAAAACGCAGAAUCAGAUCCAAAGCAACCGCUCCGGCCAAACUCUCUCCGCCGCAUCUCGCGCCGGAAAUCGACUUUCCGGCGAGAAACUCGAAAGAAAAGCACCGCCUCGGAUGUAUCCUCGUGUUACGAUCAAGGAUCUUCGUCUGAGACGCGUGUUCACUCCUGCUUCCAUCUCCAGUGACUGGGAAUUUAACGGGAAAGGGGAGACUCCAAACCAGGAACAAACCAAGGAAUCUCUCCACGAUUCCCGGAAUCUAAAAGUUGUACAAGAAGGAAUCAACAAAGCCAAUGUCGAUAGACCAGGAGAUUCCAUGGAAGAUCGCGAAGCAUCGGAAAUUAUGCAGACGACGCCACCAGAUUCCGAGCAAUUCAGCAGCGAAACUUUGUCGAGACAGGAGAUCUAUGGUUCUAAUGGAAAUGACGUUUCCGAGAAGAAAAGUGAGACCAAUCUCAGGACCAAAUCGGUUAUUCAUCCUUGUUCUCGAGCCAAGAUUUUCACCAACCCUGCCUCUUUCAGCUACCGAAGAUUGCUUCCAUACUUGAUGAAAGCUGCAGAUGACGCAACAUCAUCAGACCGAAGCUCAAAACCCGACAAAUCACAUGACCAGGCUCAUCCAUGUAUCAUCAGUUCACAGGGUAGGGUAGAAAACGGGAGAACUAGAAAUGUCAGUACUCACGAUCCGAAGGAGGAGGCAGACAAAUCGAUGACAGUCGACGGCAAAUGUGGCGAAGCUGAGCAUGUGUCGCAAUCGACAAACAACGUUUCCGAUAAACUGUCGGAUGGAAAUUCACGUGCUUGCUCUUUGAAGAAAACGACUGAAUCCAGUCCCAACAGAAAAUCUGUCUGCUCGAAGCUGAAGUUAUUUAUAGCUCCAGGUUCUGUGAAUUACAGAAGAUUGCUUCCGUACCUCAGGGAUAUUCCAGAGGUUACUCCUCAUACUGAGAAAAACGCCGAGGAAAACCAAGAAGCACAAGGAAUGGUUACACCAGACGCCCCUAUAGAACAGGACAGUAGCCAUGAUACAGGACCACAGCCUGUUGAACAUUUUUCUGGAUCUGCUGCAUUGUCUGGUCCUGACAACGAACAAGAAACCCAAGUCAAGCAUGUCAUCCCAGAUACCGAAAAACAUUUAGACAGUACAUUCAAGGUUUCGGGCUCUGAGACCCUGGCAUCCACUCUUCCGGAUUCAGGUUGUUCAAGUGACGUCGAGACAUUAGCGGAGGCAAAAAACUCAGACACAGAAACGAGGAACGGAGCAGGAAAGCUGAAAGACGAAAAGAAUGCAGAAAAACCAGAAGUAAACGGCUUGAAUCCAAAGGAAUCAACUCUUCAGGCCACCUUUGUUUCUUCUGGAACCCCUCCCUCGGCUUCUCCAUCAAAAGGGGUUCUGAAAAGGAAUUUACGAGGAUGCAGAGGGUUAUGCACUUGCUUGAACUGCUCUUCCUUCCGUCUACAUGCUGAAAGGGCAUUCGAGUUCUCCAGGAACCAGUUGCAAGAUACUGAAGAGAUGGUUCUGGACCUAGUUGGCGAAAUAUCCCGUCUCAGAGACAUGUUGGAGAAACAUGCAUCAGCCAAUGCCGAUGACGCUGAAUCAUGCACCAUUCAGGUCCAAGAAGCUUGUAGGAGAGCUUCCGAGGCUGAAGAGGCAGCGAAAAGCCGCCUCCACCAGAUGAACGAUGAUCUUCAAGUUCACUGCAGAAUUCCUACAGAAGGACAGGCAAGGGUUAGGUUUGCUCAUUCCAAUCAAGAAAGGGACACAGAAGGACACUAGAGACAACAUCAUCGGCAUAUGAAGCUGUUCCUUUCUUUAUCAUCCUUCGUGGACUGUUGAUGUUAUGCGUAUUUCAUGUGAUCAUGUUUACAUCAAUCUUCACAAUAGCUUCUUGUUUGUAAAAACUAGAAACCAAAUUAAGACAUGGAACAAGAAGCAUCAUAUGGAUUCUGUUA
Messenger RNA from Tarenaya hassleriana, 2080 nucleotides. RefSeq lists its product as uncharacterized. NCBI's taxonomy places the organism in Eukaryota, Viridiplantae, Streptophyta, Magnoliopsida, Brassicales, Cleomaceae. Bases 57 to 1904 code for a protein of 615 amino acids. The record is from RefSeq and is a predicted model, not a curated record. The transcript has 9 exons.